CGUGUCAUGCGACUUUGAAGCGUCAGAACAAUCGCAAUACUAGAACAGUUAACUUUGACAAGUCAAGUUACAGUGUCAAGUGUAAAUUUUGUCUCAAAUUAAACUUAUGGUAUUUUUGCACUUCAAUGAAUAUCUGUGUCUGAUAUAAUUAAUUAUCAGAGUUGUCGGAUACCUGAAAUAUCUGCAAGGGGCAAAUCGCGAUCAAGUAUGAGCCAAACUACGAGAAGACAAGAGAGAAGAGUAAUUAAUUUUGUCAACGAACAAUCGGACAAUUUCAGAAGAAUGUCAGAACUUUUACAGAACAUUUCUGCGGAUAUUGAGCUCCUCCAGAACGAUACCGGUUCUAAAUCAGCGAGUAGCGCAGAUGAAUUCGUGUGCUUACAAGAUUUGUGCUCUUCUCCUGACUUCUUGGAAGAGCAGCGAGCAAUACUGCGAGAUUUCGAAAUGGCAAAGCCUAGAACUGCGGAAAAGAAUGGAAGUCCACAAUCAGAGCGUCGAGAAAAUCACGGAUGUUCACGUCGUAGCAGCAUUGGAGUGAAACUCAGCUGUCCUGUCUGUCUCGAGAACUUGUCGUCCGUGAAAUGCUGCAACAUAAAAAUGGUGACAGAGUGCGGACAUAUAUUUUGCAAGUGUUGUAUCGAGGAUAUAUGCGCGAGUGAUGAGGCAAAAGGGCUGGAACCUUUGUGCCCCGUUUGUCGUGAAGAAAUUGGCGAUCUGCGGAAAAUUUAUUUUUAAACGCGGACAAGUGUAUAACUUAUAAUCUUGUGGCAUUUUAAACAGAUUAAAAUUUUUGUGUCACACUGUAAAACAAUAAGGAACUUUGUAGUUUUAUUAUUAUUGUAUUAGACACAUAAAUCUCACUUCAUUCCGUACACAUACAAAUAAGAUAUAACGUGUACCAAUCAAACUAGUGAAAUAAAGAAUAAUU
Messenger RNA from Neodiprion virginianus, 928 nucleotides. Its product is annotated as E3 ubiquitin-protein ligase complex slx8-rfp subunit slx8. Lineage: Eukaryota; Metazoa; Arthropoda; Insecta; Hymenoptera; Diprionidae. The transcript has 2 exons. The record is from RefSeq and is a predicted model, not a curated record. The coding region runs from base 208 to 735 and encodes 175 amino acids.